CUUAGCGCUCUAGCGGCGCGUGACCUCACCGAUAUCGGUCUAUGGUUGCGAGGCACGAGCAGUGGAUGGCAAAGUAUGGACGCACGUACAGUGACGUGUCUGAGAAAGCACGUCGGUUGGAGGUCUUUAAGGCCAACGUGGCGUUCAUAGAGUCAGUGAACGCUAGGAACGACAAGUUCUGGCUUGAGGCCAACCAAUUCGCAGAUAUCACCAAUGAUGAGUUCAGGGCCAAGCACACUGGUUAUAAACUGCCGGUGGGUGGUAGCAAGGACCGGAGGAUGACAGGGUUUAGGUACGCGAACGUCAGUCUUGACACUCUCCCGACUUCCGUGGACUGGAGAACCAAAGGAGCUGUCACUCCCGUCAAGGACCAAGGGAAAUGUGGGUGUUGCUGGGCAUUCUCCACGGUUGCAUCCAUGGAGGGAAUUGUGCAGCUGAGCACCGGCAAACUGAUCUCUCUAUCAGAGCAAGAGCUCGUGGACUGUGACACCUCGGACAAUGGAUGUGGGGGUGGGCUCAUGGACAAUGCCUUUGAAUUCAUCGUGGAGAACGGUGGCCUAACCACCGAGGCCAACUACCCAUACACUGGUACCGACGGCACCUGCAACUCCAACAUGGCGUCCAGCUCUGCUGCGUCCAUCAAGGGGCACGAGGACGUUCCAGCCAACGACGAGGCUUCGCUGCAGAAGGCGGUGGCGGCACAACCAGUGUCCGUGGCCGUUGACGGAGGAGACAGCCUCUUCCAGUUCUACAAGGGUGGUGUGCUAUCAGGUGAUUGCGGCACAAACCUCGAUCACGGUGUUGCUGCUGUCGGGUAUGGUGUGGCUGACGAUGGUACGAAGUUCUGGGUGAUCAAAAAUUCGUGGGGCACGUCAUGGGGCGAGGAUGGGUAUAUCAGGCUGGAGAGGGACAUUCCCGACAAGCAAGGCAUGUGUGGUGUCGCAAUGCAACCUUCCUAUCCGACGGCUUGA
Molecule: messenger RNA, 971 nt
Organism: Lolium rigidum
Lineage: Eukaryota; Viridiplantae; Streptophyta; Magnoliopsida; Poales; Poaceae
Product: senescence-specific cysteine protease SAG39-like
Exons: 2
Coding region: 42-971 (309 amino acids)
Cellular component (GO): lysosome
Molecular function (GO): cysteine-type endopeptidase activity
Source: RefSeq, a predicted model, not a curated record